GUCUGUCUGACAGAGCUGCUCACACUGAGUCAGAUUCAUGAGAAGCUCCGCAGAGAUCCGGAGGUGAAGCUCCGACAUGAAGCUGCUAGACGAGCGGAUCUGGGCGCUGUUUAAGUGCCACUGGAAAUACACGCUCACCUACUGGAGUGUUUUCUUCAGCUUCGGGCUGUGCAUCGCCUUCCUGGGCCCCACGGUGCUGGACCUCCGCUGUCAGACCCACUCCAGCCUGCAGCAGAUCACCUGGGUCUUCUUCUCCCAGCAGUUCUUCCUGCUGGUGGGCAGCAGCCUGGGGGGGCUCUUCAAGAAAACGAUGGAAAACAAAACGACAUUGUUACUGAUCAUCCGACCAGCUAUUCUGCGGUUUAAAUUGCAGCUCGGGGUGAUCCUGGUUCAGUGCCUGUUGAUGAUCUUCUACACCAGCUGUGUGUUCCUCUUCAUCGGCACCUGUGUGUUGGGACUGUGCAUCAGCAGCGUGUUCCCCUCCAUGCUGGCCUUUACAGAGGACAUACUCGACUACAAAGGUUGUGCCACCACGGUCCUGGUGACCAGUGCCAGCACCGGAGAGAUGCUGCUGCAGCUAUUCAUAGGAUCGGUGAUAGACAGUCAGGGCAGUUACUCCUUCCUGUUGUGCUGCACAGUGACGUCGUUCAUCAGCUUCUGUCUCUUCCUGCUAUUCCUCUCUGUCCAGCAUCACCAUAGAAACGGCCAAACAGAUCCGUCUAAAGGCACGGACCUUAAAGAUAAGCCAGAACCCGGAGGUUCCUGAUCUGAACGUCCCUGAGAGACUGAGGGGGAUACACAGGACCAAUGAAAGUGCUCCGAUGAAAAGACAGCAGGAUAAGAAGAAGCCUCUGACACAUGGACUCAGAACAGGAGCUUUACUCUGGCCUCCUCCAAAUGAACACGUUUGACGUACAGAACCCUGAUGAUCAACGAGCAGCUCGAUGGAUGAGAAUUACUUGACUUUAUUUAAUGUUUGGCACAAUUAUCUCUUACAGCACUUUGUAACUUUGUCCUAGCCAUGACACCUUAAAGAGCUUACGAAAU
Molecule: messenger RNA, 1047 nt
Organism: Gymnodraco acuticeps
Lineage: Eukaryota; Metazoa; Chordata; Actinopteri; Perciformes; Bathydraconidae
Gene: slc60a1a
Product: major facilitator superfamily domain containing 4Aa
Exons: 6
Coding region: 77-766 (229 amino acids)
Source: RefSeq, a predicted model, not a curated record